UCGAUGUGAACGGGAUACAGUUAUCUAUAUAUAUAUAACAAUAAAGCGAAAAGCUUCGUCAAGAUGAUGGAAUCGUGUUUAAAUCAUAAGCCUGGGAGAGUUGGCUCUAUAACGGCUGAGGACGUCAGGAAAGAUCUUUUCGUCGAGUUUUCCAAAUUAUCAAGGGACUCGGUAUUGCUGGAAAAAGAGCAUCUACAGGUCUAUCUCCGUGUCCGCCCAUUCACUACUGCAGAGAGAACAGAAGGAGAAUCACAGGAGUGCAUCUCAAUUGAGCCUCCAGAUACCGUGAUUCUGAAGGCACCUAGAGCAUCUCUGACAGCCAGACACAGUGAGAGAUUUGGGUCACAGCUGGCACAACGAUUUCAGUUCUCACAGGUGUACGGUCCAGAAACGACACAAAGAGAUAUAUUUGAUGGAACAACCAAAAGCCUUGUGAAAGAAGUCUUGGAUGGAGGAAAUUCCUUGAUCUUUACGUAUGGAGUUACUAAUGCUGGGAAGACGUUUACUUUUUUUGGCCCUGAUUCAGAUGGUGGAGUUCUGCCCAGGUCAUUAAAUGUGAUCUUUAACAGCAUAGAAGGCAGAAAUUAUUCUCAAAAUAACAUCAAGCCUCACAGAUGUGUCGACUUUAUAAGACUCACCAAAGAGCAGCAGGAUGAGGAAGCUACAAAUAAGAGAAACCUUCUUCGCCGAUUUAAAGAUAUUGACCAGAAAACCCUGUCUAGCAUGUCCAGCUCCAGCUGUUCAUCAUUUGAAAGCUCCACCUCUAGUGACACGAAUGGGAACAGUGUCUGUUUGGAUGAGACCUCUUAUGUUAAAUUCUCUGUGUGGGUCUCCUUUUGUGAAAUCUACAAUGAAAACAUCCAUGAUCUGCUUGAUGUUGUUCCAAAUGGCUCUCACAGAAGGAAUGUUUUGCGGCUAGCCCAAGAUGUUAAAGGCAAUGCUUUUGUCAAAGAUCUAAAAUGGGUUCAAGUUAACAGUGCAGAGGAAGCAUUAAAAGUUGUGAAAAUCGGAAGGAAAAAUCAAAGUUUUUCAUCCACCAAGCUCAACAAUGUCUCUAGCAGAAGCCACAGUAUAUUUUCCAUUCGGAUCUUGCAUAUUGAAGAUGUGGGUGUUCCUCGGGUUCAGACAAUUAGCGAGCUGUCAUUAUGUGAUUUGGCUGGAUCUGAGCGAUGUGCAAAGACUCAGAACCGAGGAGACCGCUUAAAAGAAGCUGGAAACAUCAACACUUCCUUGCUAACACUAGGGAAAUGCAUCAGUGCUCUGAGGCUCAACCAAACGCAAACCAAGUUUCAUCAGCAUAUCCCCUUCAGAGAGAGCAAACUCACACAUUAUUUGCAGGGUUUUUUCUGUGGCCGUGGAAAAGCCUGCAUGAUCAUCAACAUAAACCAGUGUGCCUCUGUAUAUGAUGAAACCCUGAAUGUCCUCAAGUUCUCAGCAGUGGCUCAGAAGGUGGUGGUCCACAACCCUAAACCAGCUCCUAGCUUUGCACUCAAGAGAUCUGCCAGAGAUGUGUCCAUGAUAAUCAAUAAUGCUGACAAGAAGGAUUGGACCAGGAGAAGCUCGCUCAUGGGCUGGGAGAUGAGCCUAGAGGAUGUGCAGGAGGAUGAAGAUGAUGAAGAAAUGGGUGAGGAUGACGAUGAGGAGAGUGAGAGCAUGGAGGACAACACUGUUCUAGAGGCUACAGAAAGUCAAGAGCUGUGUGAGCUUCAGUUGAAAAUUGAAGAGCUCCAAGAGAAGCUGUCCAAAGAAGAGUCUGAAAAAUUAACUAUGGAAACUCGUAUUCGUGAGGAAGUCACUGCAGAGUUUAUGGAGCUGUUUUCUAACAUGGAAAAAGACUACAAUGAACGUCUUCAAAGAGAGAAAGAAAUUGUUGAGGAAAGAGCGGAAAGGAGGCUUGAGAUACUGAAGAAUCUGGUCAACAGAACUAUCGGUGAAAUUUCCACUGAUAGCAGUGAUGAUAAUGCUGCAAAGGAGGCUAAGAUUGAGCUUUUGGACAGCAUGAUCGAGGCAAUACGAGAUGAUUUAGCUAAGAUGAAAGGAGAUGCAGAGGCAGUACAGAAUUGCUUGACAAAUGUCCCUGAAUCACCCAGAACAAUUUGUCAUCUGAGGACAGAGCUGGAAGAGAUGAGAGAGGAGCUUCUCAAAAGCCAACAACAUCUCAGUCUUAAAACUAAAGAGUUUGAAGCAAUGUGUGUUCAAAUGCAGGAAUCAAAUGACCAGCUUCUCCAAGCAAAUAGAAAUUAUGAAAACCAGAAACUGAGAUGUCAGGAACUUAUGUCAAUCUGCCAGGAGAAAGAUGACAUGGUCUCUAAAUUACAGACUGCUUUGGACCAAAAUGUGGAGGCAGCUACUAAAGAUAGGGCCUUAAUUAAUAAUAUCAAAGAAGAAAUCCUAAAUUUCAGAAACAACUGUAAAUGUAUGCUGAAAAAAGAUGGUGAACCUAGCAGGGAAGAAAUGAUAAGUCGGGAAACUCAGCAGCUUUUGCAAGAACUGAAAAUGAAAGAGGAGCAGCUGAAUGAACUUCAACUUGAGCGUUGUUCGCUUGAGAAAAAAGUGUGUGAUCUCUCUGAUAGACUGGCAGAGCUGACUCAUGCACAUGAAGCCACUGUGGUGAUGAAGAGAGCAGAGGUCAACAAAGUCACAAAUGAGAACAAGACUCUUGCCAAUGAGUUAAAUGAACUUCAGCAGGCAGUCAAUGAGAUGAGCUCAAAGCUCAAAACUCUGCAGAUAGAAUUGAACACUCAGACGAAGAUUACCAAUGAGUUUUCAGAAGAACUUGAUGCAGCCAAAGCUUUGAUUAAGGAACAUCAAGCAGAGUCUUGCAGUCAGUCCAAAGCUAUUGAAUGCUUAAUGACAGAGGCAGAUCAUUUGCAUCAGGAACUCGGUGCCUGUCAGCUCUUGCGUGACAAAAAGGAGGCAGAAUGUGAGAAGAUGGUUGAGUUAUCUCAUGAGAAGAGCCGACAGAUCAAUGACCUGAAGCAGGAGGUCAGCCAGACCAGAGCAAACAUGUGCCAGCUGGAGGAGCUCUGCAGUCAGCUUAAAUAUGAGCGUGAUGCCCAGGCACAAGAGUACCAGAGCCUACUGAGCCGUUAUGAAGAUCAAAAGUUUGUUGUGGCCCAAAUAAAAAGCAACUCUGAGCUCCUGGAAGAACUGACUGCUCUGAAACAGCAGGGGAGGAUAGAAGAACAAGAGCCAGACUCCAGAGAUGAUUGCUGGAAAACUCUGCAGGACAAACUCAUUCAAAUGCUGAGCAAACUGAACCAGCAUGAGGAAGUUCUGAACAUAGUGAGAACGAUUGUAGAGAAUGAGAUCUCUAAGGCAAGAGAUGAGGCCAAGAGGAGAAUAACUGCGAUGGAGAAAGAUCUGGCUCAUAAAGAUGUUAAACUAGAGACUAAAGCCCUAGAGAUUUCGAAGUUGAGAGAACUUGUGAACGAUGGACUUAAUAAAAUCAAGACCAUGAGUUGUGAUUUGCAGCAGGUGGAGAGAGAGCGAUCUGAUGUCAGAGAUCAGUUAUCAGAGGCUAACAUGCAGAAAGAACAGUUAGAGAAACAGAUUUUGAUCUUAAUUGAAGAAGAAAAGAAAAUGUUUCAGCAGAAGCUAUGUGAAGCAAAUGAGAUGAGGGAUCAGGCUGGACACAGUUUGAUCUGUACAGAACAAUCUAUUGAGCCACCGCAGACUGUGAAGUCUAACCAUGCCAUAGAAGAAGACAACAUUCAGACUUUCCAAACAACCUGUCAGGAUCUUUUGGCAGAGCAGAAGCUGAUUGAGAAGACCUUAAAUAAAGACUGCACACAGACAGAUGAGGAGGAAUUGCUGGAGGCCAGACUGAAUGAGAUUGAAUCCAUAACUGAAGAUCUUACAAAACUCCAGGAGAUGUAUCAGAAACCAAGUGUUGAUGUCUCUGAUGAACCUCAGCAGGAAGAACGGAGAGCUUGCACACCUGCAGAAAACACAAACCAGCCUAAUGAGCAGGCAGAUGAUAAGCAGGAAAAGGGGCUGGAUGGAGCAGCCGUAGGGAAAGUGACUCAGGAACUAUUAAAGCAGCAGCUGGCUGAGAAACAGGAUACCAUUGUGAAAUUACAAAGGGAAAAGGAUUUGGCUGCUUCUCAUAAAUCUGAUACCCAGAAUGUUGGCAGUUCCAAACAGACAUCAAACGUGAAGACAGAGAAUAAAGGCGACUCUUUUAGUCCAGCACAAGAGCAGGUGGCAGUACUCGACUCCUCCAUCCUGUCCACAAAGAGUCUCCGAGAAGAGCGCUUCCCCAAACCUGAGCUAGAAAUCAGCUUUACACCACUUAAACCUGACCGAAUGAAUGUCAGGAAACCAGGAGAAGCAGAGUCUGUCACGAUAAAACUCCGACGUACAGCCAGAAAGAGAAAGAGCCCAGAGAUGGAGAACUCUGUGGAGUCAGAAAAUCGAAAAAAACUACGGCUGAAGGUGAACAACAAGGAAAACAUGCAAUCUAUUGAGACUCCCAUAGUGCAAGGGAAAAAGGUGAGUCAAUUAAAGGAGAAAGACUCUCCUGCCAGCCUGAAAGGUAAAAAAGACGGAGCCCUGCAGAAGAUUGGUGACUUUAUCCAGAGCUCUCCAACCCUCUUUGGGAGCAAAGCCAAAAAGAUCAUGAGCAUGGUGAAUGUUAAAUCCCCCGAACCGCCGAAUCCUUCUGAAAACAACAAACCCAAGAAAUCCAAACGAAAACUCUUCAAGACUCAGGUUUCCUCCCCACUGGACAUACCCUCUCAUCCUAUCAUUGGAGGCAGUGAUGAUAAAGAGAGCGACCAUCUCAUAAUCAAGAGAAAACUCAGAACAAGAACUGCCAAGAGAUAGUCCAAACAUUCAUUUGAUGGCCAAGUAUAAUGUUUU
Sinocyclocheilus grahami is the source of this 4863-nucleotide messenger RNA. It is a transcript of the gene kif20bb, whose product is annotated as kinesin family member 20Bb. The record is from RefSeq and is a predicted model, not a curated record. The coding region runs from base 64 to 4827 and encodes 1587 amino acids. Gene Ontology annotation, cellular component: mitotic spindle; nucleus; spindle microtubule. Gene Ontology annotation, biological process: spindle elongation; mitotic spindle assembly; microtubule-based movement. The transcript is spliced from 31 exons. Gene Ontology annotation, molecular function: plus-end-directed microtubule motor activity; ATP binding; microtubule binding. NCBI's taxonomy places the organism in Eukaryota, Metazoa, Chordata, Actinopteri, Cypriniformes, Cyprinidae.